AUGCAGUCGCGAUUCAAUUCCACCAGCACAGAGGCAGAAGAGGAGGUGUGGAGUAGUUCUUCGAUAGACGAAUUGUCAUCCCUUUCUCAGCCCACUUCCCAAGUCAAUUCCCAGCGUUUUCACCCAAUUCAACCUAAGCAAUCACCACCCCUACGCGCUCCUCCGCUUCAGCAGCAGCAUCAACAUCAUCACCAUAUUCAUCACCAUGCUCGAGAAUCUCAACAACAUCACAAAAGUAACGAAUCUACCACCCACCAGCCACCAAUGGUGGAAAACCAGAUAUUUUCAUCUAAGACCCUCGGGAUCGUCUAUCUCAAGGCCGCAUACCGGCGUAAAGAGAAAAAGACGAUCGAUCUGCAAUACAAGUCCAAAAUUCCUGCUGCUCUAUUACCAACUGCCAUUGCAUUAGUAUUCAGCUACAUUUGCGGCCUUAUUUUUGGGUGGCAGCUUGGUUUUACGAUUGGCCUUACUUCCGUAACAAUUUACCUCAUGUUCAUAUGCUUGGUGUUUUACGGUGGAUUAGUAAGGCGAUGGAAAUCAGCACAGCAAAUUGGUGAAACACUGAUGCGUUACGCUAGAUCCUGGAGUCUAAUAAUGGACAUCCUUUUCUGCCGACCUCCCGUCAAAAGUUCAAUUCCCACAAAUAUCAGGUUAUAUCAUUUUUAUAACUUUUACUUAUUUCCUAGGCUUCUUCCUGUUAACCUCAGACUGGGGAGUUCUGAGACCCCAUGGGAGGCUGCUGUUCAAUUGUCGGAAAAGAUGUGGGAGGCUACAACAUCCAAGUACUCAAAGACUGCCACUUACCUGCAGUUUGCUGCCGAGGACGCAAUUCAAGCUCAAAAAACUCAUGAAAUGUUCGUCGACAGUAAAGAUAGCGUCGGGAGUACGGACUCAUUCAACGGCAUCUGCAAGCAGAGUCAACCUUCGCGAGAGACUAAUUCCCAGCAGCUCCUUCUGAGUGAUGGUUCCCCAUGCCUUGAAGAGGGUCUCUACAACGCGCUCGAAGCGCAAUUACGCCAGGAGAGCCUAGACACCUGUCACACCUUACACCUCCUUGAUAUCCGCUGUGAUCGCCAGACCCGAGUUUUCAUAUCAGUCGACGCUACAGCCUGGCAUCAAAUAGGGCGCGUAGCCGAGUUUUGUCAGACGAUAAGUCGGUUUCUGAUUUCUCCUGUUGAAGGGGGACCUCGUGUGUUGUGGCGUCUUGCGGACUCACUGCAGACUGUCUCAGUGAACAAUGAAGCCACCCAGAAAUCUUCCCCAGAAGCAUGUCCACAAACGCCGAAUAUCUUUCUUAUUAUCGUAUGUUCGCAGGACAUUGAUUGUCCCUCUGAUCAACUGCUGAGAAGCGAAUCUUGUGAUAAGUUCUGGCAGCAAAUGCACGAUGCAUGCUGUUUAACACUGUACAUUGAUGAGCCAACUGUGGGUCCGCAGCAGCAUCAAGAUGGGAGCCACUUUGACAGCUUAAUGGGGUCGCGUUGCUCGGUCAGAAGCAUUCACCACUCAGAUCCCAGCUCACUUUCGGAAUUAUGGUCAAAAACAAUAUCAAUUCCCGAGUUUUUCAUUAACGACCACCCUUUAGCCGACAUCAACGCUAACAAGCUCCAAUACCUUUUGACCUCCAUGGCAUUUCUAGGUCGGAUGCUGAGGACAGAGGAAUUCCAAAGCACUCAGGCACCUCUACUAGAAGUGGCUGCAACGUGGCUGUGCCUUCUUCUUCACUGGCCUUUUCAUACAACUUGGCUGAGCCUUUUUCUCGAGGAGCAUUACUCGCCUACCGGGAAUAAAUGUGUGCUGGGCUCUGACGAUGAAGCCAGCACUGCAUCUACCAGUCGACCCGUUCUCCCCACCGAUACGCUUUCAAUGCUCUACUCGCGUGUUCUGGAAAGGCUCGGACCAGCGCUUUCGGCUUGUCGAAUUCGCACCCAAUCGUCAACGGUUCAGUCAACUUUACCCACGAGGCACUCACGCCUCCCGUCCGUAGCGCAUUCGAAGCAAGCGAGCGCGGCGCUCCGUCUGUGCGAGCUUUCUGCGCAUGAUUUCAGUCCAGCCCGUUUAGCUAGCUUCCUUCUUAACAGAUGCCAUGGUUCCAGGUCCAGUGCUCACUCAGUUUCUACAGUUGACGUGACCGUCAGUGAUCUAUCCGCAGUCAUGGCGUGUUCUCCCUUCCUUAAUCCCAAAAUCCGCGGUUUGAUUCAGGAUUACUUAAACGUAUGUGGAUUUUCUCUCGCAAGUAGUGAUAGCAAGGAUCGACAUGUUAAUCACAGCUUGCAGGCCCUGGAUCCUAAGGCCGCAGAAUUCCCCCCGCUAUUUGCUCGGACCGGAAAGCCAUCCUGUCCCGUCCCACUGAAGAAUGGACUCCUCCGGAAGCCUCUCAGCAUGAUGACAGUUGAUGACGUCUGCCACCUUGUGACGAAAUUAGCCGAGUUGAAAGCCAACCAACGCCGAGUUCCAUCUACUGCCCUCUUUUGCUCUGAUUCCCCACAACCGCUUUUCGAAUCCCCCUCCCUUGCUGUUUACCUCAGUCGUUUGCGUGCACUCAACAUCAGUGGCGCAGUACUUGCUGUUUGUCCGAUAAAUGAGGCGCUUCGUCGUGACAUUGGCAUGGCACUUGAGGAUUGGCGGCUCUUUUCCAAACUUAUUACUUACCUGAAGGGUCUUGAGAGCGCUCCACCAUCGCCACUCUUCCAGCAUUGCCAGUGCUUCCGAUCCAUGUUGGAUUUUGCGGAUGUACGCAUGCACCUGAAUCACGCACAUACCCAGACAAGAGAAUCAGUUCUGAGUUCUAAAGCCAUUGCUGGCGUCUCGACCUCUGAAUCUAUCCUCGCUGUGGCGUCCCAGAGAUGGAAACAAGCCAAGUGUUUAUCACCAGGUAACGGUAGCAAUAGUGAUGGAAGUGCAAUGUCCACGAUCAAUGACGACAAGUGGAGCGAGCAUCAGCGGACUGUUGAGAGGGAGGAUUGUCGCUUAUCUGGGGGAAGUUGUUCUGUAUACUCCGCUGAUAUCAUCUGCUCAUCUAAAUCGGACUGCUCUUUCACUUCAAGUUCAUCUCCGUCGUUUUCAUCAGCCCACAAUGAGGGUGCGCAAAAAGAAACAGCGACGCAAUGGAAACAUGAUGUGGAUGUAUAA
Messenger RNA from Mesocestoides corti, 3129 nucleotides. NCBI's taxonomy places the organism in Eukaryota, Metazoa, Platyhelminthes, Cestoda, Cyclophyllidea, Mesocestoididae. The record is from the annotation of a GenBank genome assembly.